This is a messenger RNA of Caenorhabditis remanei, 309 nucleotides long. RefSeq lists its product as uncharacterized. The transcript has a single exon. Bases 1 to 309 code for a protein of 102 amino acids. Lineage: Eukaryota; Metazoa; Nematoda; Chromadorea; Rhabditida; Rhabditidae. The record is from RefSeq and is a predicted model, not a curated record.
AUGAUAAAGGGAUCAUGGGUUGUACUCGAUCGGCAAGUUCUUACGACGGACCAUUCCAUCUCCUUGGAACCAUUCACGACGGAACUGCUUGGCAGCACCAUCUGGAGUGUUGGUCCAUUCGACAGUGAUACGGUCAUUGUUGGUGUCCUGAAAGAGGAAAAUAGGCAACUGACAACUUGUUUGCAAGUGAACAAACCUCCUGUCCGAAGGCAAAAGCAUCACAGGACACAGCCAAAAGAACAGCUUCCUUUGGGUCGAGAACUCCACAUGGUGGAUCGACUCCAAGUCUCUUCAUGUUGGUUGUCUUGA